UCCAUAGUGUUUGGGUACUUGCUGGGCUGUUGUGGGUUGGGCUCUCACCACCAUUUCUUUCUUCUUUCUUUUAUUGGGUUUAGUUUUCGGUCUUCUUUCUUUUUCUUUCUUUCGCUUUUCUUUUUCUGGAGUGACUCGGAUCCGAAGGAGACAGAAAGGAUCGACUGUCUAGAAAGCCCCUACGUCCACUGACAACGGUUUUACUCUUUAUUCUAUGUCUAUUUCUCUUUUUCUUUAGUCUUACAUACGGUUACGUCCCUCUUUGAAUCAAAGCAUCCAACAGCUUGUGUCUGAUCUCUGAUGACUGGUGAAGCUUAAAUUUAUCAUUCAGAAACUCCCACGAGAAGAACAAAAGAGAGAGGAGGGGGAGAUGACAUGAUUCUACCAGUAGUAAAGCUAGGAACCCUUGCACUAAAAACCGUUUGCAAACCCAUUGCUAAUCGUCUCAAGAAAGAGGCUGGUUUACAUCCCAGGUUCCGCCAAUUUAUCAUCAACAUUGCCCAGGCAAAUCAUCAAUUCACGACAAAAAUGCAAAGACGUAUUUAUGGUCAUGCAACAGAUGUUGCAAUACGCCCUUUGAAUGAGGAGAAAGCUGUCCAAGCUGCUGCAGAUCUUCUAGGGGAGCUCUUUGUAUUCACGGUUGCAGGAGCUGCUGUUAUUUUUGAGGUGCAAAGAAGUUCCAGAUCAGAAGCAAGAAAAGAGGAGCAGCGCAAACAAGAACUGGAGGUGAUGAAACAAAGAGAUGAAGAUUUAGCACGGGAAGUUGAGCUGCUCAAACACAAAAUUGAAGAGCUAGAACAACUGGCCAGAGGACGAGGACUUACUGGUUUAUUCAACUUCAGGCAUGCGCAUGGCACUGAAGAUGGAAAAGCACAACUGUCUUGAUUAUCACAGAAAUCAAGCUGAGCCCUAAGCUUUGAUGUGAGAGCAAAUUUACCUGAGUUUAUUUACAACAGUGGUCUAAGUGGGUGAAUUUUGGUUUCAUUGUGCCUACAAUUUAUGUUGCGUGUUUCUGCAAAGAAUUGGUGACAUCCAGAGAACAGAAUUUUGUGUAUAAAAGCUUGGGAUAAGUCACGUGGCUAGAUAUCAACUGUACAAGCUUUCCACAGAAGUCCUUCGAACUCCCAUAAAACAAUGAAAAAAACAAAAGCUUUACCUUAUCGGAUAUGAUACAAUG
Molecule: messenger RNA, 1177 nt
Organism: Theobroma umbraticum
Lineage: Eukaryota; Viridiplantae; Streptophyta; Magnoliopsida; Malvales; Malvaceae
Biological process (GO): regulation of lipid metabolic process
Cellular component (GO): mitochondrion
Source: RefSeq, a predicted model, not a curated record